AUGAAUAAACUGAACCUGACGAAAGCCUUCGGCACGGUGAACCGUGAAGGACUGUGGAAGGACAUGCAGAAAUUCGUCUGUCCGGAGCGAUUCAUUCAGGUGAUGCGUCAGCUGCACGACGGUAUAAUGGCGCCAGUCACAGACAACGGAGCUGUCUCAGAGGCAUUCGCAGUGUUCAACGAAGUGAAGCAGGGAUGCGUGCUGGCGCCCACACUCUUCAGUAUUAUUUUUUAUGCUAUGCUGACGGACGCCUAUCGCGACGAACGCCCCAGGAUCCGCAUUGCCUACAGGACUGUAGGUCACCUUCUUAAGCAACGUCGGAUGCACUUCAAAUCACGCGUAUCCACAACCACCGCUCACGAACUUCGCUUCGCCGACGACUGCGCCCUGAACACCACCUCGGAAGAGGAAAUGCAACGCAGCAUGGAACUGUUCUCCGCCGCCUGCGAGAACUUCGGUAUGGUCAUCAACACGCAGCCACUCCUCCCAAGAGGCCGCAAAUCAGUGUAA
Molecule: messenger RNA, 510 nt
Organism: Spirometra erinaceieuropaei
Lineage: Eukaryota; Metazoa; Platyhelminthes; Cestoda; Diphyllobothriidea; Diphyllobothriidae
Source: the annotation of a GenBank genome assembly